ACUCGACGCUGGUGUACUUUUCGUUUCUCAGGGAGGAGUCAGACGAUAGUUUCUUUAUUAAAGUGACAUGCUUAUUAAAUUAACAGUAAUUAUACAACAUGUACCGCUCAACGUGUCCAUAAUGUAAUCUACGCAUGCUGUCGACGUAAAGCUAGUGUUUGUUAAUUAGAUUAAAUUCGACAAAUGAAAAAACAGAUCGAGAGAAACUGACGGAACAGGAAGGCGGAACAAGAUCACAGACUGAAUCGAAACAAAGACUGAAAGAGUGUCCAUAACAACAUUUCUGCCGGUUGUUUACUCAACCUUUUGACCGCUUCUAUUUCAACUGUAAAUAAUUCACCAGAAUCAUUCAAACAAAUUGGCCGGUGCCACCACAUGCAACCAUGUCCAUGGCUCUGAAACAAGUCUUCAACAAAGACAGGACAUUCCGGCCCAAGCGCAAGUUUGAGCCCGGGACACAGCGCUUCGACCUACACAAGAAGGCACAGGCGUCUCUGAACGCAGGGCUGGACCUGAAGCAGGCCGUGCAGCUGCCCCACGGCGAGGACCUCAACGACUGGGUGGCCGUCCACGUUGUCGACUUCUUCAACCGCAUCAACCUCAUCUACGGGACCAUCAGCGACUCCUGCACCGAUCAAACCUGCCCCGUCAUGUCCGGCGGGCCCAAGUACGAAUACCGCUGGCAGGAUGAGCACAAGUACAAGAGGCCGACGGCACUGUCAGCCCCCAAAUACAUGAGCCUGCUCAUGGAUUGGAUCGAGGUACAAAUCAACAAUGAGAACAUCUUCCCCACCAACGUCGGUACUCCCUUCCCUAAGACCUUCAUGCAGGUCGCUAAGAAGAUUUUGUCUCGUCUGUUCCGGGUGUUUGUCCAUGUCUACAUCCACCACUUUGACCGUGUGAGCCAGAUGGGGGCCGAGGCUCAUGUCAACACCUGCUACAAGCAUUUCUAUUACUUUGUCACUGAGUUCAACCUCACGGACCACAAAGAACUGGAGCCUCUGAAAGAGAUGACCUCUCGGAUGUGCCACUGAGGGAUCACAGGUGGCCGGUCGACACGCCAGACGAACUCAUCCGUCCAUCUAGAAGACUAAGAGAACAAACAAAUUCAGAAAAGAGUCUAUUUUUAUAUUUAAGUACUGUAAUCUAUUUUAGCCACAUACUGUAGGUUUUAACCUUGUCAGGUGAGGCAUUCAAACAUUUUAUCACAGUAUUAAGAGGUAUAUGUUUGUGUGGAUGUUUUUCUAUUUUAUUUGAAUCUCAAUCAUUCCAGGAUGCUUUGGUCUUUCUGUCUGUCUAAAAUGAUCUUAAAUUAGUAUGAUAUUUUUCUUACUGUCCAUCUAUAAAAUCAUAAUGUUAUUUUAAAAUGAUCCUACAUUCUGUUAUAAAGUAAAUUUGGCAAUCAGUAUUUAAAUUAACUGAAUGGUUUUCCUUUCUGAAGCUAAUAGUACUGGACUGCUGCCCACCUUAUCUGUUGAUUAUUGUCCCAGGGUUUCCUGUAAAACAGUUAAGUCUGUUUUACUGACAGACAUCUGAACAAUCAUUGCAGUAAUUUGGUAUUAUUAUCAGGCAGAGAAGGUUUUAUGUACAAAUGUUACAAUGAGAAAAAUACAUUUUUUUUUCUGUUUCUAGGAGUCUUUUUAAUAUUUUGGAGACCAUUUCAUGAAUUUAAAUAAACCUGGUGCUUGGUACCAUUUAUAUAAAAGUUA
Molecule: messenger RNA, 1709 nt
Organism: Anoplopoma fimbria (sablefish)
Lineage: Eukaryota; Metazoa; Chordata; Actinopteri; Perciformes; Anoplopomatidae
Gene: mob3a
Product: MOB kinase activator 3A
Exons: 4
Coding region: 384-1034 (216 amino acids)
Biological process (GO): positive regulation of protein phosphorylation; signal transduction
Cellular component (GO): cytoplasm; nucleus
Molecular function (GO): protein kinase activator activity
Source: RefSeq, a predicted model, not a curated record